AUGUAUUCACCAAGCUGUACAGCUCACGUCUCCAGAGUGACCACCGCUGGGCUGAUUGCAAAGGUUUUCAAGCAGAUGAAAUGCUUUGAGGACAAGGUCAUGGUGCUUUCACAACUUCUGCACCAACGGCAGCGCCGACGGCAGGGGUUUGAGCCCUUCAAUUUGAGUCGUGACGAUACAUGA
This is a messenger RNA of Penicillium subrubescens, 183 nucleotides long. RefSeq lists its product as uncharacterized. The transcript has a single exon. NCBI's taxonomy places the organism in Eukaryota, Fungi, Ascomycota, Eurotiomycetes, Eurotiales, Aspergillaceae. The record is from RefSeq and is a predicted model, not a curated record. The coding region runs from base 1 to 183 and encodes 60 amino acids.